UGUGUUGAUCAGAGGAGCUGAGACAUCCAACCCCCUACAUGAACACUCUUGGGUGGAACAAGAUGGAUUACCAAACACCAAAUACAACUGAUUACUCUUAUUAUGACAUGCCAGAACCCUGCCAAAAAACCAGCGUGAAACAGAUCGGGGCUGCACUCCUGCCUCCACUCUACUCGCUGGUGUUCAUCUUUGGUUUUGUGGGUAACUUGCUGGUUAUGCUCACCCUGAUAAACUGCAAAAAGCUCAAGAGCAUGACCGACAUCUACCUGCUCAACCUGGCCAUCUCUGACCUGCUGUUCCUCCUCACCAUCCCGUUCUGGGCUUAUCACGCUGAGAAUGAGUGGGUCUUAGGGAAUGUGAUGUGCAAGGUGCUCACAGGCCUAUAUCACAUCGGUUAUUUCAGUGGAAUCUUCUUCAUCAUCCUCCUGACAAUUGAUCGGUACCUGGCUAUCGUCCAUGCUGUGUUUGCUUUAAAGGCCAGGAAGGUCAGUUUUGCGGUGGGGACAAGUGUGAUCACCUGGGUAGUGGCUGUGCUCGCCUCUCUCCCAAGAAUCAUCUUCACCAAGUCCCAAAAAGAUAGUCGUUAUACAUGCAGCCUUUACCUCCCAUCUAAUGACUUUCAUUUCUGGAAGAAGCUCAUUGCAUUAAAGAUAUUCAUCUUGGGCCUGGUCCUGCCACUGCUCAUCAUGAUCAUCUGCUACUCAGGAAUCCUAAAAACGCUGCUGCGGUGUCGAAAUGAGAAGAAGAAGCACAAGGCAGUGAGGCUCAUCUUCGCCAUCAUGAUAAUGUACUUUCUCUUCUGGGCUCCCUACAACAUCGUCCUUCUCCUGAACACCUUCCCGGAGUCCCUUAACCUAAAUAACUGCAUUAGCUCUAAUAGGCUGGACCAGGCCAUGCAGGUUACAGAGACCCUCGGGAUGACGCACUGCUGCAUCAACCCCAUCAUCUACGCCUUCAUCGGGGAGAAAUUCAGAAGCUACAUCAUGAGGUUUUUCCAAAAGCACAUCGCCAGGAGGUUUUGCAAACACUGUCUCAUCCUCCAGCAAGAGGCUCUGGAGCGAUCAACCUCAAUUUAUUCCCAAUCCUCCAUCAAGCAGGAAAUCUCCGUGGGCUUGUGACCUAGGCUCAGUUCUUAGACACAGCCUAACUUUAUUAGAUAUUUUAAUUAGACAUCAAUUCUGGGAAACCUGAUCACUGUAUGUUGAUGAACAGCAUCUCUCUCCUCCAUGUACCUUAAUUUAUUGGCAAAGUCUCUCUUCACUGCCAAAGUUCAUUAUUUCUUUAAAACUCCUCAGAGACUUGCUGAUUCAUGAGUUGACUUACCUGAGCAGGAAUACCAAAAUUAAUCAAGACACACAUUGGUGGUUCCCUACCUGUGAGGGCAACGUACAGGUUGCAAAUGUGCUUCAGAUGUGCUUGUCUUGCUGUGGAGAGAAAAGAGAUGAAUGUGAUCAGUUACCUGAUGACACCUUCCACACGUGAUCUCCCCUCCAAGCUGUGGGUGUUCAGGACCCACGAGAGCCCUGUGGCCUGGCCAGCACUGGCAAGAAUCUUCAACUGGCCGUUUGAAGUGCCCUAUUGGCAGGGGAGGGGAGAGAAGAUGAGCUCAGGCUUCAGGAGCUGGGCCUGGAAAGACACGUGACUGGUUGGGGCUGGGGCCCCAGGUUGGUCAGAGACCCUCAGCAGAGCAGGGAGCCCUGGCCAGGCUGCAGAAAGCUCAUUCCAGAGAAUGACCUGGGAAGGUGAGUGUUUAAGGCAAGGAGACCAGCAACAAGCAGUCGGUAUGUGGGGCCUCCACUAGCUGGAGGCCCCAGAAUGGGAACGAGGGCUGUCUUCUCAUAUUUGGGAUGAGCUCUUCAGCAGAAUUUGAGGUGGAUUGGGGUUGAAAGUGAGGGGCAGGGGCGUCAGAAAUCGCUCCUAGCUUUCAAACGUGCAGACUGGAGAUGGCCUAAAGAGACUUAGAACUUGGAAGGAGGAGGAGGGUUAGAUCCAAACCAGGAGGGGCUAGUGGCAGAGGAAGGCCGUUUUGUGAGCUUGACACAGGCCCUCACAGACAGGCCCUGGGCUGUCUCCCCUUGCCCUCAGAGCCCUGCUUCCUGUCCCCUCAAAUGAUGAGCCCCUCCAGGGGCCUGAGUGGAUAGUGGGGGGAUCAGAGGUCUCAGGGCCUGAGGCACUAGAGGCAGAACUUGAGGUCUUGUAGCACCAAAAGGUCAAACCUGAGAACUGGUUGAGGGUUACAAAAUCAGUGAAAAUCCAGAGCUUUAUGAGCAUUAAAUAAAGAGACCCGGUAGAGGCAGAGCGGCUCCAGUGAUUGCCCUGGGCAUGCCGCAAUUGACCCAUUUCCUUCUGGAUUUACGUAAUGACAGGCAAAGGUGAGAAGCUUCAUAUUCAUUUAGAAACAGGCCACCUAGAGAUUUAUAAGACACAAAAAGUCCAACUUCUCAACCUCCUUGUUAGAUACUCCCAGAUGUCUUCUCCAGACAAAUCAAACCCAAACACUAAGGAAUUUAUUCAUUUCAAAGAGAGAGUUAUGAUUUUGUAUGUGUGCAGUUUUAUUUUGCAGUAGCUGAGAUUGUUUCCAAUUUGGGGGUAGAGAAGACCAUUGUAGUAAACAUUAGGUGGGGAACAUAAAGGAGUGAGAAUCACCCAGUAAAUUAAGGUGUCAGAAUAACAGGUGCUUCUGAUUUUACUCAAGCUCUGAAAUAUGAAACUUGAGGGUUGUGGUGUCGGUGGAAAGCGGGUGUCAGUGCUUUGUCUUUUGCUCUUAAAGUUGUUGAGAGCGUUUGAGUAGCAUGUAACCUUGGCCUCUGGUUCAAUUCAAAGGGUCUGAUAACCUUGUGCAUGUACACGUACAUCAGACAUGCAUCAUGUGUAUACAUGUACAUAG
Messenger RNA from Talpa occidentalis (Iberian mole), 2887 nucleotides. RefSeq names its product C-C chemokine receptor type 5-like. Gene Ontology annotation, biological process: inflammatory response; chemotaxis; immune response. Bases 39 to 1118 code for a protein of 359 amino acids. The record is from RefSeq and is a predicted model, not a curated record. Gene Ontology annotation, molecular function: C-C chemokine receptor activity. The transcript is spliced from 2 exons. NCBI's taxonomy places the organism in Eukaryota, Metazoa, Chordata, Mammalia, Eulipotyphla, Talpidae. Gene Ontology annotation, cellular component: membrane; cytoplasm.